This is a messenger RNA of Carassius gibelio (silver crucian carp), 1724 nucleotides long. RefSeq names its product ribonuclease inhibitor-like. Lineage: Eukaryota; Metazoa; Chordata; Actinopteri; Cypriniformes; Cyprinidae. The coding region runs from base 1 to 819 and encodes 272 amino acids. The transcript is spliced from 5 exons. Gene Ontology annotation, molecular function: protein binding. The record is from RefSeq and is a predicted model, not a curated record.
AUGGCCUGUGAACUUACUAGGAAAAGUUGUGCGGCACUGGCCCAAGCACUUCAGUCCACCUCUACUAGCCUGAAACAUUUAGAUUUAAGUUUAAAUGACCUUCAGGAUUCAGGAGUGGAACUGCUCUGUGUUGGUCUAAAGAGUCCUUCCUGCAAGCUUGAGACAUUGAGUCUAUCAGACUGUAAAAUUACAGCCUAUGGAUGUUCUGCAUUGUCAGCUGCUUUAAAGUCAAACCCAUCACACAUGAGAGAGUUGGACCUCAGCAUUAACAACCUCUCAGACUCAGGAUUAAAGCAUCUGCUCCCUGUGUUUGAAGACACACGUUUGCAUCUUGAGAGAUUAUGGCUGAAUAACUGCAAUCUCACACAUGAAAGCUGUCGGAUGAUGGGUUAUGUAAAUAAACCAGAACACUCAGGUCUGAGAGAGCUGAACAUCAGUGCUAAUGCAAUACUGGACUCAGGCUUGAAGCAGCUUUCAGUGGCACUUUGCCAACUUCUGUCAGGACUGCAGUCAUUGAGUGUAACAUACUGUGGGAUUACAGCAGAUGGGUGUGCUGUUCUGGCAUCAGCUCUCAGCUCUAACCAGUCACAGUUAAAAACACUGGAUCUCAGAGGAAAUAAUCUGACGGAUUCAGGAGUGAAGUCACUCUCAGAUCUACUGGAGGAUCCACAAAGUAAAUUAGAAGAACUUGAAUUCAUGGAUGGAAUAAUAUCCAAAAAUCAGGCAGCUAUUGAUGAUUCCCACAAACAGACAGCUCUACCUGAACAUUCAACAAAAUCAACAGAACAAACAACAAAAGACAUGUGCGUAUGCUUUUAAAAAAAACGUGACUGUUAUUACUACAUUUAGUGUGAGUCGGACAAUUUUGCUCACUGCUGUGUUACACCAGUCCAGAAAAAGCAGACCUAAAAUAAAGUUUUAUAUUAGAUCACUAGUUAAAGUGUGACAUCUGCAGUGACUGUGUGGGGACAUGUUCAGUUCACCUCAUUUCAUCGUGGCCAUGACAUAUUAACUAAAAUGUUUAAUAAAAUGUUGUGGCCACAAGAUCCUAUUGAGGGAACAGCAUCCAUUUCUCGUGGGCACGAGUUUAAUAAAUGUAAACAUCUUAAAACAAUAUUUUAUUUUGAAUGAAGAAAUUAUAAUAUUAAUUAUUAUAUAAAUUAUUACAUUAUCCUAUUAUUAUAUCAGCCAUAGGCCAAGGUGCCCAGACUGUAUUGCGCGCGAUGUAGACAGCAUUCAAAUGAAGUCUAUCAUGAAUAAAUGUUACAUAAAGCACAUCAAAUAAAAUAGACCUAAAUAAAACAUUUUAUCCAUUAGCUUAAGUCCUUUAACUGAUUGUCUUUUUCUGUAAUAUUUGUAUAUUAUUCUUUAUAUUGUUUAUAUUUGUUUAUGUUGGCUGUUAUGUAUUUCCCCUUUAUUUCGAUCUCUUUACUUAACGUUCUGAACAGUUUUGUAAAUAAUAGCCUACUGUGAAAGCCUGACAUGCCAGUAAAGCUUUGAUUAUGCUGCAUGACUGGAAUUUUUACUGGAAGUGCAGUUUAAAGGUUGAAAUUAACAUAUAUUUAAUUUUAUUUAUAGGCUAUAACAAAAAAUACUAUAGUGUUUCAUUGAAAAAUUUAUUAUUUGUGUAUAAUUUGUAAAUGAAAACACAACACGCUCAUUUAUCGGCACACACGGGUGUAAAUACAAUUGUCAGGCGUUUACAGUAUUUGCAAAAUAACUGG